UAUGUGUGUGUACUAGAGACUGUAUGUUUUCAAUAUUAUAUAAAAUAAAUAUAAUAUAAACUACAUACAUUUAGCCUGUAUAAAGUAUUAGCACAUUAUUGUUUGAGUAUGUAUAUUUUUUUGACAGUGCCAUGAACUGACAAACAUAAAUGUUCUUUUUCUUCAAGUGUCCUGUGUCGUGGGUAUGGUGGUGGAGGAGGUGAAGAUGGAGGACGAAGAGGAAGAGGUCAGGAGAGAGGGAGAGCGAGAGGGAGAGGUGAAGAUGGAGGGCGCAGAGGGAGAGGUGAAGAUGGAGGUGAGGAUGGAGGACGAAGAGGAAGAGGAAGAGGGAGAGGUGAAGAUGGAGGACGCAGAGGGAGAGGUGAAGAUGGAGGUGAGGAUGGAGGACGCAGAGGGAGAGGUGAAGAAGAGGGUGAAGAUGGAGGACGUAGAGGGAGAGAUCGGAGCCGCUCGCCACUCCAAAGAUGGAAGAAUGUGGACGAGCCUGAUGACGGUGUCCCUCCCCCACUCCGAUUCAACCCAAGGCGCACUCCAGGUGUCCAGCCUCCAAUACACCUGGGGAUCCCCUCUCCGGGUGAAAUUUUUUCUUUUUUUUAUGAUUUGCCAGUCCUGAGGCUCCUCUGUGAAUACACCAACAAAAACGCAGAGCAAAACCAGCAGGCCGGAAAGAAGUUCGUCUGGAAUAAGAUCCAUCCGGCGGAAAUGAAGCACUUCCUUGGUCUGCUGGUUUACAUGUCAGUGUUGGAGCUCCCCAAAAUUAGCGACUACUGGCGCCAGGCAACCAUUUUUCGUGUCCCCUUCCCGGCCACCGUCAUGGCCCGCGACCGUUUUUUAGCCAUACUGUCCAACAUCCACAUGAGUGACCCUGAAAAAACAGCUGAAGAGGAGAGGAAGAGGGGGACGGAGCAGUACGACCAUCUACAUAAGGUUAGACCCCUGAUGGACUUGGUCAAGACCCAAUGUAAAGCCAUCUAUCACCCGAGGCAGCACAUUGCGGUGGACGAAAGGAUGGU
Engraulis encrasicolus (European anchovy) is the source of this 1013-nucleotide messenger RNA. RefSeq names its product cilia- and flagella-associated protein 251-like. NCBI's taxonomy places the organism in Eukaryota, Metazoa, Chordata, Actinopteri, Clupeiformes, Engraulidae. The record is from RefSeq and is a predicted model, not a curated record. The coding region runs from base 185 to 613 and encodes 142 amino acids. The transcript has 2 exons.